AUGCGGAGUCGGCCAGAAUCCCCAGUGGUGACCAUGGCGCUCCUGCGAGUGGUGUACGAGUGCGCUCCACAACUGCGCUCGCUCCUGCCUCGCACGCCGCAGCGCCGCUCACUGGACGGCUGGAUGAGCCACAAAGGUGAUACAAUCUCGAUGCCGUACAUACUUAUACUGGUCGUCGUCCUCGUACUCCUGGCACUAGGCAUGCUCGCCGUGUACUUCAUUUUAAGCUUCUUGACGGGCAGUGCUAAUCCCCCUGAAGAGUCUUCCGUCACUCCUUCACCGACAACACCACCAACAGUUGUUCCCCCUCCUGCCACUCCUGCCCCGCGGAGUCCCCCACCACCAGUUGCACCCCCAUCUCCCACUCCUCCUCCGCCAACUCCCCCACCACCAGUUGCCCUGCCUCCUGUCCCUCGCCCUCCGCCACCUCCACCACCAUCAGUUGUUCCCCCUCCUGUCACCCGACCUCCACCACCUCCACCACCACCAGUUGUUCCGCCUCCUGUCACUCGCUCUCCGCCACCUCCACCACCUCCAGUUGUUCCGCCUCCUGUCACCACCCCUCCGCCAUCUCCACCACCUCCAGUUGUUCCGCCUCCUGUCAGUCGCUCUCCGCCACCCCCACCACCUCCAAUUGUUCCCCGUCCUGUGUCUCGACCUCCACCACCACCAGUUGUGCCCCCAACUACCACUCCUGCUCCGCCGCCUCCCCCACCACCAGGUCGCCAGGGUGGCUACUCUGUCGGUGGUGAGUGA
Molecule: messenger RNA, 756 nt
Organism: Dermacentor andersoni
Lineage: Eukaryota; Metazoa; Arthropoda; Arachnida; Ixodida; Ixodidae
Source: RefSeq, a predicted model, not a curated record